Messenger RNA from Mercenaria mercenaria, 3833 nucleotides. Its product is annotated as metalloendopeptidase OMA1, mitochondrial-like. Gene Ontology annotation, biological process: mitochondrial protein processing; protein quality control for misfolded or incompletely synthesized proteins. The record is from RefSeq and is a predicted model, not a curated record. Gene Ontology annotation, cellular component: mitochondrial inner membrane. Gene Ontology annotation, molecular function: metalloendopeptidase activity. The transcript has 9 exons. The coding region runs from base 161 to 1615 and encodes 484 amino acids. NCBI's taxonomy places the organism in Eukaryota, Metazoa, Mollusca, Bivalvia, Venerida, Veneridae.
AAUUUUUCGUUGAUUAACCAAAGAGAGUCGGGUACCAGCUAUUAGGCAAGAUAGGGAAUUUCCUGAAUUUUGACCUACAUAUUUCAUCAUAUCGUAGGUAUACAUAGUUACAAGUUAAUUUACUGUAAGUAAGGUUUGGAGAGGCUACGGAUAACAAGGAAUGGAGAAGUGUUUAUUUUUAUGCUGCCGAUCUCAAAUCAGGCUGCCUUUGUUUACAAAGACUGUAGGGAGAUAUCUUAGUAGAUACAGACAACAAAAUGCAGUCAUAUUACACCUCAGGACAUAUAACUCUCACUUAGUUUUACAAAGUACUCAGCAAUGCUCAAAAGAAAGAACUUUCGAAGGCCUCAGGAGUGACCUUACACAAAAAUCUAUAAAUAGCUCUCAGUUAGCAGGAGUUUAUAUCAGACAACAUGGCUUCGUAUGUACUGCAGGUGCAAGACAGUUUCACACAUCUGGCAGAAAAGACGCUUUCCCGCCACUUAUUUGGGCAGUUGUUAGUUUUGCUACGAAGGCAGGAGCAGUUUUAACUGGAAGACGAUAUAGGAAUUGGUUGAAGACACGUCCAGAAGAGGAACAGAAGAAGCACCACAGAAGAAUCCUACAAUUCUGGGCAGCGCUGGCUGCAUUUGGUGCCACCUUAGCAACAAUUUACUACACCUCCCAUUUACAGGAGUGCCCAAUCACAGGACGCAAGAGAUUUAUAACUCUUACCAAAGAUCAGUACUUGAAAGUUGCUGAUUACGAAAGCGAAAAUUUUUUAGAUUUGUACAAUAACAAAACACUCCCACCUACUCAUCAGUUUUACAACAUGGUCCUGCAAACAGCACAGAGUAUUGUUCGUGCAAACCAAGACUUUCCAGGAAUGAAGGAACAGAAAUGGGUGAUUCAUGUGGUGGAAGAUGAAGAAAGAAAUGCUUUUGUUUUACCAAACGGGCACAUUUUUGUGUUCACAGGCAUGUUAAAGUUUGUUGAAAAUGAAGAUCAGUUUGCCUUCAUUUUAGGCCAUGAAAUGUCACAUGCAUUGCUUCUGCAUGGUGCUGAGCAGUUGAGUUACGGGCAGUUUCUAGACUAUAUUGUGAUAGGUGUAAUGGCAGGAAUAUGGACCCUGAUGCCAAAUGAUGGAAUUGCAGUGGUUACAAACUGGUUCUACAAUAAAGUCAUGGAUUUGACAGUUCACAUGCCAUAUAGCAGGGUAUUAGAAAAGGAAGCGGACAAAGUUGGCUUACAUCUCAUUGCAAAGGCUUGUUACGAUGUAAGAGAAGGCAGCGUGUUGUGGUACCGUAUGAGUAUAGCAGACGACAUUACAGGGGAAGGGAGAAUUCCAGAAUGGCUGUCCACACAUCCUACACAUGGUAACAGGGUGAAACAUAUAGAUCAUCUUAUACCAAAGGCUGUCGAGGAAAGAGAAAGUUGUAAAUGUGACCGUUUGUCUGAUUUGGACCCACGUAAACGUGCAAUACGAAUGAGAAAAGCUGCAGACAAUAUAAUGAUAGCUCGUGCAAGCAAGGCAAACAUUGACCGAGCCCACAAAGAUCAUCAAAAACCUGUGAUACCAACAUUCCAAUCCCCAAUUCCAACAUUACGUAAAGGUCUUGAUGAAUCUGAGUCUUAGAAAUAAGUGAAGGUUACGUGUGUGUGAGAAUGUUAAAAGGAUUCAUCUACAGAUUUGUGUCAAUUUCUUUGACCAUAUAGCUAAACCGGUCUGACUGGCCACCUGUAUUAAGCGCAGCCUUUUGUCUAAGCAGCCAGUCAGCAGACAUCCCUAAUCAAAUUUUGUUCUAAUUUUAACCUUCCCUAAGCAGCCACAUUGUGUCACUCCCUUGACUGGCAGCUUAAUGCAGGUUUUACUGUAUAUGCAAUUUUUUGUUGAUCAAAACCUAAAACUAUGUGACUUUGAGAGUUUCAGGCAAUUUUUAUGUUGUAGAAAACAUAGUCAUUUUAAAUUUUAACACCUGGAUCUAGUUAUUUUUAGGCUGAAUUAUUAGUUACUGUGAGAUCAUUUAAAUUCGCUGGCAUGAAAUUUCGCGCAAACGUGAAGAAGGACUGUUUCGCGCGGGCUUAAAUUCGCGCAUUUUCAAUUUUAGAAAGGGAAAAUAUAAUCAUAAAAUAAUAAUUGCGCGGUCUUAAAUUUGUGCAUCGGUCCUAGCGCGAAAUACGCGAAAAUUCAUCCUACGCGAAUAAAAAUGAUUUCACAGUAUGUCUCCCACACCAGUGUGUGGUGGGAGACAUAUUGAUUUACUCCUGUCUGUCUGUGUGAGUGUGUGUCGGUCCCUCUGUUACAAAUCUUGUCUGCAUUCUAAUUCGAAUAUUUGUCUUCCGAUCUUCACCAAAUUUGAACAAGAUGUGUUUGCCAAUAAGUCCUCGGCCAAGUUCGCUAACUAGCCAAAUCGGCCCAGGCACUUCGGAGUUAUGGCCCUUGAAUUACCGAAAAUUGCUCAGGUCUUGGGGACAUAAAGGACCCAUAUACCAUAAUGUGAAUAGUAAUAUAUGGUUCCUUUAUGUCCCCAAGACCUAAUCAUGUCAGAUGAUUAGGUAGUUGAAAGCUUGGUGCAUGGUUGACUCAUAUACUACUAUUCAGACGAUUAGACAGCUGUGGGAGACAUGCGCUUUUCUCAAAAGCAGCUCUAGUUACCUUUUAGUUUAAGAAUAAUGAAACUUAAACAGAAGUCUGGAGGCUAGUCCAUGUAAAGAGGACAAUCUUACCUAAGUGCAUGUUAUUUAGAAGCAACAAUCAAUGGUAAUUUAUGUUGUUAUUUCUUAUAUGAGGUGUUGCAAUUAUUAACAUUUUCUUAAAGGGGAAUAAAGCAACAAAUGAUAACAUUUCUUUUCAGAAAGAAUUAAAUCAAACAUGAAAACUGGUAAUAAGAUAUGAAAAUCAGACAACAAACAAAAAAAGAUAUAAACAGUUUAAUGAAGCGGCUGCCAUUUUGGCACCUGAGCAUCAUUGUUUUUCUUAUAUUGACUUUACAGUAUAUAGUGAGUUAAUGAAAAACAUUAAGAUAAACUUAUUUAGUAGGUCAUACUGGUAGUACAGUAUGAAUAAUUCUGCCAAAAGUUUUGAAAUGUUGCAUAUUUCCCUUUAAACAAAAGACCAAAAACUAUAGUAAAUUCAAUUUUAUGGUCCUUUAUAUUGAGGAUGCUCUCUUUUAUUUUUCUUUCUUGAUAAUAUUUGGUCAUAAUUGUAAGUUUAUAAACUUUAUACAUCUAAUUAUGUUAUUUUAGUAAAGAAAUGUCCCUCAAGUAAACAAAAUAAGAACAAACCUCAUUUUCCAACUUAAAGAUUUUUGUUACUGCCAAAGUCUUUUACUUACCAAAAAGACAUUUUACUUGAGUAUAAAAUAGCUUCAUGACUGAUUUCCCUAUAGAAAUGUUUUGAGCAUAAAAUGAAAGAAGUUUAAUGACUACACCAUAUAACCCAAAGUUGAAAAUAUAAGUUACUACAUACCUUCAGAAUGAAUAUACUUGGGUAAGUAGAUUAAGAAUUAAGGUCACACCCUUUGGUGAUUAAAUGUUGUUGUGUGUAAAAUUAUCAGAAAUUAGAUUUCUCUAAAUGGCAUAUUGAUAUCUGCAGGCAGAUGUUUUCUGUUCUUUGUUAAAAUUUAUUAUAAAAUCAAAAAUGGCAUUGUACCUAUUUCUCCACAAAAUGAAGAGUAGCCUUAUAUCAUUCAGUUACAAUUGCAAAAUUAUUAUGCCCCUCUUCGAAGAAGCAAGGGUAUAUUGCUGUGCACCUGUUGGUCACGUCAGUCAGCCUCUCGGUCCAUCUGUCUGUCCGUAGAGCCAAGGGCUUUUGCCCAAUAACUUGAGAACCAGUCAGCUCAGAACCUUCAAAC